CCUCGCUCCAGUCACUGCCAGACUCAGUGGCUCAGGCGGGAAUGCAGCAGGCAAGGCUUACCCUCAUGGCUGCAGCAGUGUGUGUGGCUCUUCAGACCUCAGAAGCCAUACUCCCCAUCGCUUCCAGCUGCUGCACUGAGGUUUCCCACCACGUCUCCAGAAGGCUUCUGGAGAGAGUGAACGCCUGCAGCAUCCAGAGAGCCGACGGGGACUGUGACUUGGCUGCCGUCAUCCUCCAUGUUAAACGCAGAAGGAUUUGCAUCAGCCCGCACAAUCAUAUGUUGAGGCGCUGGAUGAGAGCCUCACAGGUGAAGACUGGCAAAGGAAACCCCUGCCGUAAGAGCGACAGGAAGAGUCACACCCCGAGGAAGCACGGGUCACAGAGCCACAAAGCUCCGGGUUAGAAUGGACACAAGACCCUACAGGGAUAACGCCACAAGUGAAACCGGUCCAUAGUUGGUCAUAAAUUUGCCCCCUGAAUCUUCCUUACAGACACCCCAUGGUGUUUUGUUUUGCUAAAGGAUGGUUGCGGGUGAGGAUGUUAAGUUCAAUGGUUGUGCAGCUUUGAGGGUCAACCCUUGGCACCGAAAGCAAAGACCAAACAAAAAUGUGCACAGGUAACCAAUGAUAUACUUAACUGAAAACAUAAAAUUCAUCUUUAUACACAAAAUUUAAAGGGAUAAUAUUGAUAGAAUUCUCCUAACUUUUAAAUUGAAGUUCUCUGGUCCUACCGAGGAGCUGAAGGAUUGGUACAGGAUUCUGUACACACCUGCCACCUGCAUUAGUCACUGUGAACAUUCUCUCUCUCUUCUGUGUGCUUGUGUGCACUGCAUAUACAUGGAAGGGGUUCUUCACUAAACCAUCUGCAAAGUUGCAAGCCUGACCUUUGUCUAGCCCAUUUCCUGUUACUGAAGUAUUUCUGAUUAGGUAACUUCUAAAGAGUACAAGUUUAUUUGGCUCAGGUUUCUGAGGUGGGAAAGCCCGAGAACUUGACACUAACUGGUCAGCAUCUGGGAAGACCUUUACAAUGAAACUUAAUGUGACAUGUGGCAAGACAGCCCAGUGUGCUAACUGGAUCCUCUCCUUUUCUUAUACAGCCACUAGCAACAUCAGAAAGACUACACCCAGGCAGCCUCAUUUAACCUCAACUAAGGUUAAAUUUAAAGGCCCAUCUCCAGAUGCCAACAACAUAGAGAUUUAAGGAUCAAGUUCCAAUACAUAAAUAUCUGGAGAACACACUCAAACCAUAGCAAUACUUCAGCUCCAAGUUCUUUCUCGAAUUAUCACCCAAGAAUAAACACAUUUUCCUAAAUAAUUACACUAGCUGUUUUAUACCUGGAAAGUCAGCAAUUUUGUAUAGUCUAUACUCAAAUUUCUUCCCAGAUCACCUUAUAUAAUUUUUUCCCGUCCAGGUUCACAUAUUGCCAUUCAUUUUUAUGUUGCCUUAAUAUUUUCAAUAUAAAAGUGUCCCUUGGGCUUUUUCUUUUCUGCCUUCCUCCUGUUCUUCCAUAGCUUGGACUCUUUAAAAGAGUAAAGGUCAGAAUUUGCUGCACAUUCCACGUUCGUGUACUUGGUCGUCGUGAUCAUCUCAAACUCCCCCUCCGGGUCUGUGCCCUUCUUGUUUCCCUUGUGGUUCCGCACCACCGUUUUCUAAGUAGUAAAGGGUAAGCCAAGUGCACUUAGAGGCUUGAAUGGCUACGAUCAUGUUGUAAACUUGAAAGCUGGAGAAGAAACUCUGCCUCACUGCCCAGAACUUCUCUCUUCUGUUGUGGUUCUCAGCGCAGCAGCAGCAUUAUAAAUACAGAAAUUGACUGACCCGGAACUAGUCAAGUAGACCAUGCUGGUCUUGAAUUUACAGCCAUCCACCUGCUUCUGCUUCCAGAACAAUAGGAUUAAAGGCAUGUCCAACCACAUGGCUCUAGAAGCCAAUUAAAAAAAAAAAAAGACAUUUCCUAAUCCACUUCCUCCAUGUGUUGUGAGCUGAUUCACACUGAGAAAUUUAGACACAUGGUAAAAGCCCAUUUCCAUGACAACCGUUAGAACAGGAUCAGUUUGCCAGGUGUCCUCGGUGUCUCGGGCAGUCCCAGGCAGUAGCAUUACUAGGAUUACUUGGAGGUACAAACGAAGUAGUGCUAGACCUGAUGUCAGUCAAAAUAUCACCAGGUCAACCUUUGUCUAACGCCCCUCAUAGAAACCGAUGCAGCGUGCAGUUUCUUUAGGCUCACCAACAGUCCUGCAACUUUGUUUGGGUAAGAAAAGUGGAGGCUCGGAGAGGUCAAAUGACUUGCCCAGCAUCUUAUAGUAAGAGGCAGAGACAAGCUGCGUCCAGAUGACCGGACUCUUUGCUAGUUUUCCCUGCAGCCCCAACAGUGGACUGAGACAUAUGGACAUGGAGGUGGGAGAGGAAAUCUAUCCCUGCGGUUCCCAGAGGACGAGGGACACAUCUGGUUGACAGCAUUAAAACCUCUGCCACCAGCACUGCGGUGAAGACUAUUGGCAAAAGCCACUUUCCUAGACCAGACUGGGCCUCGACCUGAUCCGAUGCACUUUUAUGUAUUCCCAAGGUGGAGGAAACUACAAAAUAUUAGUCUUUGGCUUGCAAAAUAUUUUUCUUCAGAUCCGUCUUUUGAAUCUAUCGUCGAAUUUUAUCGGGAAGUAUAGCAUCCUUUGAUAGCUCAGCUCUGGCAUGCCUUUGGCAGGCAACCCUGAGGAAAAACGCCAUUAUCAUUCGGCAUCAUCAAAGUGCAGGUCUAAACGCCAAAGAAAGCAGCACUAAAUUUACAAUUGUAAUAAUACAAAAUCAGAAUGAGGCACAGUAGACAUGUUGAAAAGUUAAAAUGAAAACCAAAACAUUGAUCUUUGAGUCUUUCAACUAAUCAUUUGAAUCAUAAUUAUUGUUAUAUUUAUUGUUAUAAUUCUUUUAUUUCUACUUGUAACUAUCAUCCAUAACUUGAUACAACUUGGGGUCAUGACAAAUGACAGUAUGUGUGAUAUGUUUUAAAAGCUGAUGGCUGUGGUUUGGGUAAGUGUCUCCUAAGGCUUGUGUAUGGAAGGAAGACCUGUUCUUCCAUACUUGGUGCUCCUGGGAAGCAGGGGAGAAUUCGGCACAUGGAGUCUAGUGGGCAAACUCGGGUCCCUGGGUGUGUGUCCUGUGUUAGUAUCACAGCACCAGAAACUAAGCAGCUUCUUUGGCCACAUAUUUCCAGCAUGACAUUCUGUCUGCCCCAGGCCCAGGGGUCACGGAGACCCAACUGAUCGUGGACUGAAACCUUUGAAACUGUGAGCCGAAUGAAGCCUGUCUGCUGUCUCAGUUGAUUUGUCAUGAGUAUUUGUGACAGAAAAAGACGGGUUUUUACUGUAAUGUGAGCAGUUAAGAUUUAGUAUCUGAAAGACUAAGUCUCUUAGAGUCUGCUGUGUGCUUAGUAAAAUAUUAUCACUCUUAUACUGUGUACAAUAUUGUAAGUACUGUUACUAUAUCACAAGUUCUAUAAGUCACCAGUCUAACCUAUAAGCCUUCCUUUUAGAAUAUGUAUUCUUCUUAUACUUUAUUAAAAAUUAUACAUUUUAUUAUAAAA
Messenger RNA from Microtus oregoni (creeping vole), 3575 nucleotides. RefSeq names its product C-C motif chemokine ligand 28 (gene Ccl28). Gene Ontology annotation, cellular component: extracellular region. Lineage: Eukaryota; Metazoa; Chordata; Mammalia; Rodentia; Cricetidae. The coding region runs from base 42 to 404 and encodes 120 amino acids. The transcript is spliced from 3 exons. Gene Ontology annotation, molecular function: chemokine activity. Gene Ontology annotation, biological process: immune response; positive regulation of cell-matrix adhesion; cell chemotaxis. The record is from RefSeq and is a predicted model, not a curated record.